GCCUGUCUGAAUGCCAUGCUUCACAGUAACACUCGAAUAGGGGAUGGAACCUUCUUCAAAAUCCCUGGAAAGUCAGGCCUCUAUGCUCUCAAAAAAGAAGAGUCAUCAUGCCCAGUGGAUGGAGCAUUGGAUCUAGUCUGUGACGCAGACCUGGAUGGCACAGAGAUGGCAGAAACCGGUGCCCAUGGAGAGGAGAGCAGGGUGUGUACGAAGCAGGUAACGGAUGAAGUAUCUUCCACUCGAGACUGCAGCCUUACGAAUACGGCGGUGCAGAGCAAGCUGGUGUCUUCCUUCCAGCAGCACACCAAAAAGGCUCUGAAACAGGCUUUGAGGCAGCAGCAGAAAAGAAGAAAUGGAGUCUCAAUGAUGGUGAACAAGACUGUUCCUCGUGUUGUUUUGACACCAUUAAAGGUGUCUGAUGAGCAGUCGGAUUCGCCUUCAGGAUCGGAGUCUAAAAAUGGGGAAGCAGACAGUUCAGAUAAAGAAAUGAAACAUGGGCAAAAAUCUCCCACUGGGAAACAAACAAGCCAGCACUUAAAACGCUUAAAGAAGUCUGGUUUAGGACACUUGAAAUGGACCAAAGCUGAGGACAUUGACAUAGAGACCCCUGGAUCUAUCCUUGUCAAUACUAACCUGAGGGCAUUAAUAAACAAGCACACCUUUGCUUCCUUUCCCCAGCAUUUUCAGCAGUAUCUCCUGCUUCUGCUCCCAGAAGUGGACAGGCAGAUGGGAAGUGAUGGAAUUUUACGCCUCAGUACUUCAGCUCUAAAUAAUGAAUUCUUUGCAUACGCAGCACAAGGGUGGAAACAGCGACUGGCAGAAGGAGAGUUUACCCCAGAAAUGCAAUUACGAAUAAGACAAGAAAUUGAGAAGGAAAAGAAAACAGAACCUUGGAAAGAAAAAUUCUUUGAGAGGUUUUAUGGAGAAAGAUUGGGUAUGUCCAGAGAAGAAUCCAUAAAGCUCACUUCUGGAACAAACCAUGAUGGAGCUGAAGGAUGCUCCUCACAUGGGAACUCUGGCAUUCCGGUUGCUUCUGCACAGACUACGUUAGAAGAGCAACCACCCCAAAUCGUGAGAGGUUCAGCUUCCUCGGAGCCUGACUUCUGCGCUACCAUUUGUCCUCUGCUAGAGGUUCCAGUGAAGGACAUAAUCACAGAAGCAGAAGACAUCUUUAUCCCCGAGGAAUCUGUGAUUCAGGAGGAAGUGGCAGAAGAGGUAGAGACAAGUAUCUGUGAAUGCCAAGAUGAAAAUCCUAAGAACAUGCCAGAGUUUUCUGAGGAGUCUGAAAGUCCAGCCACCUCUUGUGAGGAGCCCCAGUUGGCAGCCCCUGAAGAUAACUUGGAGUCCUGUGUUGUAAUGAAUGAUAUUUUAGAAGCUUUACCUCAUAUUGAAGUGAAGAUAGAUGAGAAAUUGGAAUGUCCCCAGGAAGAAAUGUCAGUUGUUAUUGACCAACUAGAAAUCUGUGACUCUCUUGUUCCUUGCACUUCAUCUGUCCCUCACAUCCUUGAUGCAGAGCAGAAGGAACAAGAAAUUGCCAUAGAGACCAGCACUGUAACCCUGAGAGCAGGGCCAUCUUCUCUGGAAAGCCAGUUUCCAAAUGAGGGAAUUGCUGUAGACAUGGAACUCCAGAGUGACCCUGAAGAACAGCUCUCGGAAAAUGCUUGUGUCUCUGAGACUUCCUUCUCCUCUGAGAGUCCGGAGGGAGCAUGUGUCAGCCUUCCAUCCCCAGGUGGGGAAACACAGUCCACGUCUGAAGAGUCAUGCACCCCAGCCUCUCUGGAAACAACGUUCUGUUCUGAGGUGUCCAGCACUGAGAAUACAGAGAAGUACAACCAGAGAAACCCUCCUGAUGAAAGCCUUCACGUGUCUUUGAUGUCAGAAGCAUCUCCACUAGCCACCUCACCCGAAAUCUCAGAAGCAUCUCUCAUGUCCAACUUGCCUCUGACAUCCGAGGCAUCCCCAGUGUCCAACUUACCUCUGACAUCAGAAGCAUCUCCAAUGUCUGAUUUGCCACUGACAUCAGAAACGUCCUCAGUGUCUUCCAUGCUUCUUCCCUCUGAGACGCCUUUUGUAUCUGGUUUGCCUGUUCCUGCAGAGACUUCUCCAAUUUCUAACUCUUCCAUGAACGAAAGAGCAGUGCAUCAACAGAGAAAGUCACCGUUAGGAUCUGAAGAAGCUCCCUCUCCACAGAAGGAUGAACCUUCUGUCCCCAGCAAGCCCAUGGGAGAGAACCUUAUCUCCCACCCUAAGCCUUUGUCCAGCAUUCUGGAACCCAUCAGCAUGAGUGCUUCCAUUGUGCCUGAAGCUCUUCCACCUGAAGAGGUACACAGCCAGUCUCUGAGUCAGCUGCCUUGCCAGUCUCAUAUUGAAAUGGAGAAGCUCUACCCUCCUUCCAUCCCAGAACUUCCUUCUCCAGAAAUGAUGAAAAUUAAAAACCACAGUGUCCUACAAAGAACUGAAAGGAAAGGGGUUUCCUCACCAUUAGAAGUCCCUGUCUUUCCUGAGGAGACAGAGACUAAAGGAAAUGAGAUUCCACCAGCUAAAUUCCAGGAGAAGCAGUAUGUCCCAUCAGUAGAUAAGGCUCCAUUUUUAGAAGGCUCAAGAAACAAAGCACAUAAGCAGGCCAGUACACACAAUUCCAAAACAUCAGAGCCCUCCAAGUCACCUGAUGGGAUAAGAACUGAAAGUAGAGAGUCAGAGAUAUCAAAAAGGAAGACGAUGGAGCAUAGCUUUGGAAUCUGUAAAGAGAAAAGAGCCAGGAUAGAAGAGGACCAGUCAUCCCGAAGCCUAGUAUCCAGCAGUUCACCUGAGAAAGAGCAGCCUCCACGAGAGGAGCCUAGGGUUCCCCCUCUCAAGAUACAGCUUUCUAAAAUUGGGCCACCUUUUAUCAUCAAGAGCCAGCCAGUCUCCAAAGCAGAGUCCCGAGCAUCCUCUAGCACAGCAGUCAGCAGUGGUAGGAACACAGGAGCCAGGACCCUUGCAGACAUCAAGGCCCGUGCCCAACAAGCUCGUGCCCAACGAGAGGCUGCUGCAGCUGCUGCAGUUGCGGCUGCAGCCAGCAUUGUCUCAGGAGCCAUGGGAAGCCCAGGAGAGGGUGGGAAGGCAAGAACGCUGGCCCACAUCAAAGAGCAGACCAAAGCUAAGCUCUUUGCAAAGCAUCAGGCCCGAGUCCACCUCUUCCAGACCUCCAAGGAGACCCGGUUGCCUCCUCUCAACUCCAAGGAAGAAGCUCUCACUAUGGAAGCCUCUUCUACCCCUGAAACAAAAAUGGAAGGUUCCACUGGUGUCAUCAUCAUCAAUCCCAACUGCAGAUCUCCUAGCAACAAGGCCGCACACCUCCGGGAGACCCCCACUGUAUUACAGCAGCCUCUGAACCCACCUCAGAUUCCAGACACUGCCACUGACUUGUCUGUGCAUAGUUCUGAUGACAGCAUACCUGUGUCACAUUUAACUGAGAAAAUUGUCUCAUCUACCUCUUCUGAAAAUAGCAGUGUACCCAUGCUUCUUAAUAAAAAUCCCAUCAACCCCAUCCCCAUGUCUGUCUGCAGCACUGCUGUGUCGGGAGCAAUUAAAGAGCAUCCGUUUGUGAGUCCUGUUGACAAAUCUUCUGUCCUCAUGUCUGUUGACAGUGCAAACAGUACGAUUUCUGCUUGUAAUAUAAGCAUGUUGAAAUCCAUCCAGGGAUCUGACACUCCGUGCAUAGCCCUUGUACCAAAAUGUAUCGACAGGACUCCUAUACCAGCUGCUCCAGAAGGUACUGGAAGGUCUAACACCAUGGAUGGUAAGACCCUGCUUGUGCCCAGCAGCAAGGCUGCUAACUUAGUGUCCGCUCAGUACACCUCUGUGCCAGCUCCCACUGUUACAAGUAAUCUGCCAAACCAUCUCUGCACUAGCUCUGUCUUGAUUCCCCCCACGGGGAUUAGUAACAGAUUUGCUUCUGAGAAGAUAAACAUGUCUGGGAGUGAAGAACAGACCACUGUGUCCAUUAGUGCCACCAUGCGAGCAGCCCUCAGCUGUGGCGAUUCAGUGGCGGUCUCCGAUCCACUGAUUUCACGCCCACCCAUCGCAAUGUUUUCAGGAAACAUGCUCACUCUAAACUCUUACGACAGUGCUCCCAAACCAAGUGGGGAAAUCUUGGACAAAAAUUCAGGGCCUCGAAAUAGGAUGGACAAUUCUGGAAAACUUCAGCAGCCACCAGGGGGCUUUGCCCCAGCAACAACAAACAGAUCAAUUCCCUGUAAAGUCAUUGUGGACCACAGCACAACACUGACCUCCAAUUUGUCUCUGACUGUCUCCAUUGGAAAUGCAGAAGCAAGCAUGGAUCCCCAGAGUAGGCCAGUGAGGACAGACAUAGCCAUCCAGCCUGUGGCAUGUCCUCAGGUGUCUGUCAUUAGUAGACCUGAGCAGGUCACAGGUGAAGGUGCUGACCAUGGUUCCGUUUUCAUUGCUACUCCUACAGCCAAACAGGACAGUAAGACACUGCAGGCCACUUGCACCAGUCUUAGGGAACUGCCCCUCGUUCUUCCUGAUAAACUAAAUGAAGUGACUGCCCCUAGUCAUAGCUUUGCUGAGCAGGCACGAAACUCAAAUACGUUCAAGAGUGAAGCAGACACGACCUGUAGCAAUCAGUACAAUCCAGGAAACCGGAUUUGCUGGAGUGAAGACCCAGUGAGAAACACGGGCCAGCCAGUGGUUAGUCACUCAGGUUCAAGUAAACAGAAAGACUAUUCAGAGCAGGGUGGGCUGAAGGCUGUCAAAUCCGAGCAUGCCAACUAUGCCCACGUGUCAGAGCUCCACCCUAGGACACUCAUUACGAAUGCCAGUCUUCCUGUGAAGCCCGAACCUCAUGAAGUAGACAAGAGUUUUAGAAUGGAAACCGAGGAUUUCCCUGGCCCAGAGCGUCCUCCUCCUGCUACAGACGUGACAAACAGUGCUAGUGGGCCACAGACACAGGCCAUGAAGCCUUCGGCCACGAGCCCCGCGGAAGAGGCGGCUAUUUCUUUGGCUACAGACACCCUGAAAAGACUUCCUAGUACAGGCAGCUCAAGCUGCCGCCUGUCUUCCGUGGAAGCUAAUAACCCACUGGUGACACAGUUGCUGCAGGGCAACCUGCCUCUGGAAAAGGUGUUACCACAGCCAAGACUGGGAGCCAAACUCGAAAUCAACAGGCUCCCUUUGCCCCUUCAAACUACCUCAGUGGGUAAGACAGGGCUGGAGAGAAGCAUGGUGGAAAUGCCGUCCAGCUCUCCAAAUCCGGAUGGUAAAGGCUAUUUGGCAGGAACUCUAGCACCACUCCACAUGAGAAAACGAGAAAACCAUCCCAAAAAGAGAGCAGCCAGGACCGUGGGAGAACACACUCAAGUUAAAUGUGAGCCAGGGAAGAUGGCGAUGGAGCCAGAUGUCAAAGCGGUACCCUGCGUCAUCAGUCCAGGCAUGAGUCAGCUAGGUCACAGCCAACCAUUUAAGCAAGAACGGCUUACCAAGUCCUCCAUGGCCAACAGGAUCAUGCCCAGCCCCGAGGUCAAACAACAGAAACGCCUGUUGCCUGCAUGUAGCUUCCAACCAAGCCUGUUCCAUGUGAGCAAAAAUGAUGGCUUCCAUGCUGACACUAGUACCUCACACAGACAGCAGUUCUACCAAAUGCCCAUGGCUGCCAGGGGACCCCUUCCCACUGCUGCUCUGUUACAGACCUCUCCCAAGACCCCAGUGGGCUGCAAUACAUUUGCCUUCAAUAGGCACCUUGAACAAAAGGCAUUGGGAGACGUUAAUCUUACUUCAGCACCUCACCAGCUAAGACUAGCCAAUAUGCUGUCCCCCAGCAUGCCCAUAAAGGAAGGCGAGGACGGGGGAGGCACCACACACACGAUGCCAAGCAAGGCAGUGGUCCAUCCCCCACUGCCACUCCCACCACCCCCUCCUCCACCACCCCCUCCACCCUUGGCCUUGCCCCCACCACCCCCUCCACCACCUCCGCUACCUCCACCUCACCCUACUGUAGAAGUCCCAUCCGAUCAAAAGCAACCACCAGUUACCAUGGAAGCCACUAAGCGACUUAGUUGGCCCCAGUCCACCGGCAUCUGUAGCAAUAUCAAAUCAGAACCUCCUUCUUUUGAGGAAGGCUUAAGCAGCAGCUGUGAACUGGGCAUGAAGCAGGUUCCGUAUGACCAGAAUGAAGUCAAAGAGCAGCUGAAGGCAUUUGCAUUAAAGAAUGCAGAUUUCUCUUCCUAUUUGCUCUCUGAGCCUCAGAAGCCUUUCACCCAAUUAGCUGCUCAAAAAAUACCAGUACCCCAGCAGCAACCGCUCUGUGGAAGUUACCCGACCAUACACUUUGGGAGCACAAGUUUCAAAAGGGCAGCGUCUGCCAUUGAGAAGUCCAUUGGGAUUCUGGGAAGUGGCUCGAGCCCAGCCACCACCACGGGCCUGGCUGGUCAGAACACUCAGAUGCCAGUUCAGAACUUUGCAGACAAUAGCAACACGGAUGAGUUAGAGCUGAAAUGCUCUUGCCGGCUCAAAGCCAUGAUUGUGUGCAAAGGCUGCGGGGCCUUCUGCCACGACGACUGCAUAGGUCCUUCCAAACUUUGUGUAGCUUGCCUGGUUGUCCGAUAAAGAGCUGAGUGAAAGAUACAGCGCCCCACCCCCCAUUUUUAACAUGAAAAAAAAAAAAAAGCCUGAUUAGCCAGGAGUCAAAUAAGGCAUUGGCUUCUGUGCUGGCGUAUUUCAUUGAGGAGCAAGUCAUCUGUUUCUUCUAGGUGAUUAUUUUCUCACAUGUCUCAUACAGGGGAAGAUGCAGCACAUGCGAAUGGCCUUUGCCUGUCCAGUCACCGCUCACAGCUUUGAUGUGUUUCUGUCUGCGUAUUCCGGUCACUGCCUCAGUCUUCUUCUUUUUUCUUUUCUUUUCUUUUUUUUCUUUCUUUUUUCUAUUUCAGUCCAGGCCUAGACAGAAAGGGCAUCCUGAGUUGUCUAAUCACCCCAUAUGCAGAUGUUGAAAAACUAUGACAAGCACGACCUAAGUUGGCCAGGUGUCUUUCCAUAGAUUGGAUGUCACAGCAAGCAUUUCUUCCGUGAUACUGUGGGACCUACCUGUACCCAGUGGCUCGAGCCAUAGUAGGAACAGGAGCCUAAAGAUAUGAUUCUUUCUGUUUACCCUGACGACAGAAGGGACAGGAAGGAUGUGUCGCUGGAGUCCACUGUCCCAGCUCUUUCCUCCUUUCUUACUCUUUCUCAGAAACUGGUAGAAAGCCUGAAUUGGCUUUGGAUCUUUUUUGCAAAUUGUUGCUGAAUAUGCACUGCAUCUGAAUUGACAAAGGAGCUUCAUGCUGUAGACGGUCUGAUUCUAGUUCUUGGAUAGCCAAUAAUAUAAGAUCCAUUGGCUGAUAA
Molecule: messenger RNA, 7377 nt
Organism: Chionomys nivalis (European snow vole)
Lineage: Eukaryota; Metazoa; Chordata; Mammalia; Rodentia; Cricetidae
Gene: Asxl3
Product: ASXL transcriptional regulator 3
Exons: 10
Coding region: 16-6606 (2196 amino acids)
Biological process (GO): animal organ morphogenesis; positive regulation of transcription by RNA polymerase II
Cellular component (GO): PR-DUB complex
Molecular function (GO): chromatin binding; DNA binding; peroxisome proliferator activated receptor binding
Source: RefSeq, a predicted model, not a curated record